Coffea eugenioides is the source of this 1909-nucleotide messenger RNA. RefSeq lists its product as uncharacterized. NCBI's taxonomy places the organism in Eukaryota, Viridiplantae, Streptophyta, Magnoliopsida, Gentianales, Rubiaceae. The transcript has a single exon. Bases 721 to 1506 code for a protein of 261 amino acids. The record is from RefSeq and is a predicted model, not a curated record.
UUCUCUGGGAGCAAAUUCUGAUUCCCUUUGCCAUUUCUAAUGCACGUAAAUAAUUUUUAAUCAAAUUAUUGCUAUUCAAAUACAUCAACGGAUAAUUCAUGGGGGCUAAGUUCGAGCGUGUCAAAACCCAGUUCACAUAGCCUAAUUGCCAGGUUUACCAAUCCCCACCUCGAACACCAACACCACCUUCCCCCCCAAAAAAAAAAUUUAUCCCAUCUUCUAAUAUUAAGACCUCUCACCAGCUCAUCCCUCUGUGCUUAAGCUUCCAUUAUUAAUUUACUGCUAUUGGAAAUUAAAAUUAGGAAAUUUUGACCACCUUCCUUUACAACCACCUAGGCUCUAACCGGUAACCACCCUAUCCUGUCUUUCCCCUUGGUAGCUGCUGCCUUUCUUAUUUUCCGGAAAAUCCCAUUUAGUCUCCCCUCCUCAACAACAACAACACAAGUUGACAAGAGAAGAAGCUACGCGUAAACUACAUCAAAAAACCGGUGGACGACAUAGCUGACUCGCCACUUCCCUUGCGGCAUACCCUUUCCGCUUCGCAAAUCGCAACCUCCCCAACACAACAGCCUCUCUAGCCUCCAUCCACCGCAUCCUUUGUCCCUCUUCAUUUCUCCAAGAACCUCAGAAAAAAUUUUCAGGUAUUAUACGGGUAUUACGAGGAAUUUUUGAAAGACAAUAUCCGUACAUAGAUUUCAUCAGUUUUUUCAGAAGAACCCCAUGUGGCUAAGACGAACUAAGUCAAAUAUUCGGAUUCAGCACCCCAACUUUUCCUGCUCUUCGUUCAAAGACAUCCAGAGUCUCUGUGCCGAAGAUUAUAAUUCCGAGUCCGACCCAACCAAUCGGCCCAAGAAAUCUGUUUUCCACCGAGUCCGACUAGCCAACUCGGUCCUCCGCGCCUUCGCUUCCUCCCCCUCCGCCCUCGACCCUUUUCCCGAAUCAAAUGUCUCCGCCGCCCCACACCACCCAUUGCCCUCCUCAAAAUCACUCUCAUUUGAGAAUCCAAACGAAUCAGAGCCGUCGAUUUCUUUGCCAGGAGCUGAAAAGCGCGUAGUGGUGUACUUCACGAGCCUGCGAGUGGUCCGCUCCACGUUUGAGGAUUGCAAAAACGUCCGAUCCAUCUUACGCGGCUUGGGGGUCGUAAUCGACGAGCGAGAUCUGUCGAUGGACCACGGGUUCAUGGAGGAGCUGCAGAGGAUUCUGGGCCAUUCUGAAAAGACGAAACUGACUCUCCCUCGAGUUUUUAUCGGGGGGAGGUACUUUGGUGGCGCUGAGGAGAUCCGGCGGCUCAAUGAAACGGGGGAGCUGAAGAAAUACGUGGAGGGCCUGGGCCUCCCCGCCGACCCCGGCACGUGCGAGGUGUGUGGUGGGCAUAGAUUUAUCCUCUGCCACCAGUGCAGCGGAAGCCACAAAUGUUAUAGUGAAAAAGGUGGGUUCAAGAGCUGUACAACUUGCAAUGAGAACGGUCUGAUCAGGUGCCCUUCUUGCUCCGGCGCUGCUUUCUGAGCCGUCCGAUUAGAUAAGUGAUCAAUGUUAUGAUUCGUACCGUUGAUACUACUUUAAUUAGGUUCUCUUAGAAAGAUAAGGAAUUAAGGAUUAAAUAGAUGAUGAAGGUUGGCAGGGUGAAAAAGUGGUGGCUUUUUUUUCCUACACUUUUCUUUUCUUUUCUCUUCUUUUUUUCUUUGGGACAGAUUUGUAAUUGUGUUGAGUUAGGUGCAAUGUGCAAAUGCAAAUGAAAUCAGUGGAAAUGCAGGAAGGUGCUAGUGCCAAAUGCUCAUGUGACAUUCCUUUUUGUUUUCUAACUUUAGUCUUGUAAAGUAGUGACCAACAUGUUGGGGAUCAACUAUCAAGAGAUAAUGAUAUGUUCCUUUGUCAUGCAGUUAAAUUGAUGACUUUACAAAACUGAAAA